This is a messenger RNA of Cynoglossus semilaevis (tongue sole), 2641 nucleotides long. RefSeq names its product relaxin-3 receptor 1-like. The record is from RefSeq and is a predicted model, not a curated record. Gene Ontology annotation, biological process: calcium-mediated signaling; G protein-coupled receptor signaling pathway; positive regulation of cytosolic calcium ion concentration. Gene Ontology annotation, cellular component: external side of plasma membrane; membrane. The coding region runs from base 99 to 1361 and encodes 420 amino acids. Gene Ontology annotation, molecular function: C-C chemokine receptor activity; C-C chemokine binding. Lineage: Eukaryota; Metazoa; Chordata; Actinopteri; Pleuronectiformes; Cynoglossidae. The transcript has 3 exons.
UGACUGAGAAGACAGAGAGUCAGGGAGGAGGAGGAGAAACUGCGGAACUUGGUUCAUAAAAAGUGACUCUCCACCUCCUUUCCCUCCUCUACACCACAAUGCAGAGCAACGGCAGCGCAUCAUCCGGACCUCCGACUUCUCUGAGUGUGUGCGGAGAAGAGGACGAGCGUGAAAUCUCCACACUGGUCAGCGCCACGGGUGGAACGUCCAACCUGGCAACUUUUAACCUCUCCCUGAACUGCUGGCUCUACAUCCUGUCCAAGGAGUCCUCACUGGACCUGCACGAAGACACGGCAAACUUGGCUGUGCGUAUUCUCAUUGCUCUGGUUUACCUUGUGGUAUGUGUGCUGGGCCUUGUGGGUAAUCUCCUGGCAUUGUUCCUGCUCCACUCCCGCCGCCGGCGUCACCACCACUCUUCCAUCGACUGCUUUGUGAUGAGCCUGGCGUUCACAGACCUCCAGUUUGUCCUGACCUUACCAUUCUGGGCCGUGGACACGCUGCUCGAUUUUCGCUGGCCUUUCGGCCGUGUCACAUGUAAGAUUGUGAGCUCGGUCACCACUCUCAACAUGUAUGCCAGCGUCUUCUUCCUGACCGCCAUGAGUGUGACCCGCUACCGCUCCCUGGUCACUUCUCUCAGGAUGGAAAGCCCCAGAAUCACCGCUGCUCGAGCCAAGUGGGUCAGUUUAGCCAUUUGGGUUGUGUCGCUGGUGGCUACUCUGCCUCACGCUUUCUACUCCACCACAGUCCAGGUGUCUGCGGACGACGAGCUUUGUUUGGUGAGGUUUUCUGACUCCGACUCAGGCCACUGGGAUCCACAAGUCCUGCUUGGACUCUAUCAAACACAAAAAGUCCUCAUAGGAUUUGUAAUUCCCUUGAUUAUCAUCAGCGUGUGCUACCUGCUCCUCCUGAGGUUCAUCCUGAGCCGGCGUGUUGUCGGUAGUAUGGAGAGCGGGCCGGUCACAGAGAGGUCAGAGUGCGAGAGGGGACGUCACCGCCGCAGGUCCAAAGUCACCCGCUCCGUCACUAUCGUGGUUCUAUCCUUUUUCAUGUGCUGGCUGCCCAACCAGGCCCUCACCCUGUGGGGGGUGUUGAUAAAGUUUGACAUGGUGCCCUUCAGCAAAGCCUUCUACAACGCCCAGGCUUACGCCUUCCCCCUGACCGUGUGUCUGGCCCAUGCAAACAGCUGCCUCAAUCCUGUGCUCUACUGCCUGAUCCGAAAGGAGUACAGAGCUGGACUAAAGGACCUCCUGCUCAGAGUCUCUCACUCUUUACGGAACGUCCUCACUUCGGCGGUCAGAGGCCGACGGGUGGAGGAAGCACCAUCCAGUCUGGUUGUGAUACACAAAGACAUUAAUAUGUGAUUCACUCAGAGCGAGGAGCAGUUUGACAAUGUGGGGACAUUAUUUAUUUGGGUUUUGUUUGCUGAGAGUUUGAUGAAAAAGUUUAUGAGGCUACAGUUAGCUUAGCUUAGCAUUAAAGCCAGCUCCUCUCUGCUUAGUGUUCAAGCGCCCUUACUGAUGCUCUAAGACAAAGUUCAUCAAUAAGUAGAUAAGGGAGUAGUGGUAGGUCAGGAGUUAUUGAAAUGGAAAUUAAAGGGUGAAAAUAUAGAUGUUUCUAUUUUUAGAUUAAAUCUAAAUUAAUAACCAUAUAAGUAUUGAGUCAUUUUGUGCCAAGUAGGUCAACAUGUAAAGUAUAUUCAGUUUAUAUAAGUAAAUAUUAUCAAUGUAGGUAUAUAAUUUUACUCCGAUAAUAAUAAAAGUAAGUAUAAUCAUUAGGCCUUACUGUAUCCUUUGGUUGCACUCGUUCGUUUGUCAGGGCAUGUGCUAAAUGUUAAUCUAAAUUCAACUAUCCACUCAUUGCCACUAAUAAAAAUCAAAUUCUAUGUUACAGUAAGUUAACUAGAAUUUCAUUUCACUAAACCUCUACCACCUUGGGCCUAUACAGAAACAGUGGAGUUGUGUAAUUUCUAACCAGUGAAGUCCAAGAGACUUGAGCGGAAUUUCAGCCAGUCUGAGUCAUUCUCCAAAAAAGUCAAAAUUAGCCCCCUAGGGUCUAAAGUUUAGGUCACGGCAGAACAUUUCAGUUUCUUUAAAAGUUUCAAGCUCGAGUUCAAAUUCAUGGCACAUUUUCUUUUGAUUGAGGUCCAAAUGAAGUUGACCUGAUUUUCAGUCGUCAGCGCUGACGUCAAAGUCACAAAUCCUCGACUAGCAUAACAAGAAGCUGUGCUCUUCAGGUAAUAAUUAGAUCUGGGUUUAAUCCAUGCUGUCCAGCCUCCGUCUAAAGUUAACCAGCCUCUUUGGCAUCAUUUCAUCCAACUCACAGCAAUCAACCAAAUGGUCAUAUUUACUAUAAUAACCUAUCUUAAACCUUUUGCUGUAAAUGUAUGACUUUAAACAUUUCAAUCACCUCUGAUCUACAUUAUUGUAAACUACAGACUAUUUCUCCUCAUGCAGUCAAGAGAUGUAAUGCAUUGUGUUUGUAAUGUUUUUCCACCUUUAAAAACCUGUAAGAUUGUCACAUUUUCUUUGAGAGUAAUAUAUGUCAUAUUUAUUUCUGUCCAGUUUUCUGUGUUGACUAAAGAAUUGUUAUUUGGUGUCGGACACUAGCAUGAAGCCAUCUUACCGUUUUCUUGUUUACCUUC